Messenger RNA from Oldenlandia corymbosa var. corymbosa, 696 nucleotides. NCBI's taxonomy places the organism in Eukaryota, Viridiplantae, Streptophyta, Magnoliopsida, Gentianales, Rubiaceae. The record is from the annotation of a GenBank genome assembly.
AUGGCAAAUCCAUCUAGCAAGAGAUGCAAAUUCCUGGCAUGGGAUGCAUUUUCCAACUGCCAUACUCCCUCUGAAGAAUCAGCUGACUCUCCGAAGAGAUGCAAGCUUAUUGCUUCUAGCCUCAAGGAUGCCUUUGCUGACUGCCACACUUUUCGGGCCAGGCUUUCAUCUUCUUCUCCGGAAGAUAAUCAUCUCCCGUGCACCGACUUUAUGGAUGAAGAAGAAGUUUUUAUUUCUGAGGUUAUAAGUAAGUACAUGGAAUCCAAAACCAGGUUCACAGUGGAGAGUUUCAGCUGGGCUCUAUCUCCAGAAACAAGAGAACUUUUCAUUACUCCUAAGCCAGUACAGCAAAAAAGCAAUGAGAUUGAAGACCUUUCAAUGCAGCAAAAAAGCAACGAGAUUGAAACCAUAGACGAUGAUUUCCUUUCAGCUCGAAGUCAGCUUUCUCGCUGCUCCAGCGUCACAAGCAUCGGACCCUUCUCAUCCGCCAGGACGGCAUUUUCCCGCAGCUCAAGCUUGAGCAGGAUCGACUUCCAAGAUGUGCAGAGGCGGCGUUUGAUGAUGCAGGAACUAAGCCAUUGUCAGGGGUGGCCAUUCGGGCUCUGCAAGAAAGCUCUGUUGCUUCCUCCCUUGCCAAAAUCCCCUGCUGAUUCUUGGCUAUGGCGUAAACCUUCUAGAGUCAUCAGAACUCGGUGA